This is a messenger RNA of Bombus pyrosoma, 2408 nucleotides long. RefSeq names its product solute carrier family 2, facilitated glucose transporter member 3-like. The coding region runs from base 475 to 2238 and encodes 587 amino acids. Gene Ontology annotation, biological process: monosaccharide transmembrane transport. The transcript is spliced from 11 exons. Gene Ontology annotation, molecular function: hexose transmembrane transporter activity. The record is from RefSeq and is a predicted model, not a curated record. Gene Ontology annotation, cellular component: membrane. NCBI's taxonomy places the organism in Eukaryota, Metazoa, Arthropoda, Insecta, Hymenoptera, Apidae.
GCGAUGUCAUCGUGGCACUGAAAAUACGUAAUGGACAAAAAUAUUGAAAUAGAAAUAAAUGAAAACUUUCUAUAAAAAUAAAUUAUAAACGUGUAAAAAUUUCAUUAUUAUCGAGAAAGUAGAGUGACAUUGCUUCUGCACAAGCGACGAUCGGCGAGUAAUUUAAGAAGUAUGUGUUCUGGCCGUUAUCACGUUGGUGAAAGAAAAACAAAAACGUUUACUUUACGAAUUAGGAACUUCCAACUUGUUUUGUUUCAAAUGAGAGAAGACACUCGUUAAUAUCUGUUGAUGUUCGAAAAUUUAUUUAAACUGUCGAGAAUUCGAUUGGCGAAAUCGAUUGAUAAAUUUCGAUAAUUGAGUGUUAUCGACGCGACACUUACUAAACCUAUAAAAAGGCGAAACGGAAACCAUUGAAACGUACAUAGAUACUAAAUAGAUUUAGACUGAUAGAUAAAAACGUGUAGAAAGCGACUAAUGCAGCGAUGGUAUUCGAUUCUGAACGUUCAUCGUAUAUGCGUUGUGAUUCCGAAGUGGGAGACAUGCUUGAUUAUAGAGGUAUUUGAUAUCUUCAUCCAGAAAGCAAACUUUCAGGAAGGACGACAUUCCUCUUUUAAAAAUAGAAGACACAAACCGCGCUUCGUACUAUUCAUAUUUAUCGUGAAUAAGGAUCGUGUCAUAGAAGAAUCGAUGAUCAUUUGUUCAAAUGAUAGUCAUGCCGCAGUACUCACGGACCCUGAGCGAUCUAAUCGUCCAUCUAAUUCGGAUAAUCUAAACGAAAGAUCAAUACCAGGAGGAUGGACCAUCACAUUAGCUUUAGCAGCUGUUACCUGUUGCUUAGGUUCAGCUGUACCAGCAGGAUUUAAUAUAGGAGUACUAAAUAAUGCAGCCCAUCUGGUGGGUGCAUUUUGUAAUGAAAGUAUUAGAGAAAGAUAUGGCAUGGAAGUAUCCGAAAAUGGGCUGAAAAUAGUUUGGUCUAGUGUUGUCUCAAUUUUUCUCAUUGGAGGGGCAGCUGGUUCAUUCCUCUCAAGCUGGGUAGCAGAUAGAUAUGGCAGAAAAGGAGCGCUGUUUAUUGGAAACAUAUUUGGCAUUAUAGGAGCUGCAAUGUUUUUUCUAAUACGUAAAUUAAAUUCAAUCGAAAUUUUGUUAGCAGGCAGAUUAGUUGUUGGACUAUCUGGAGGUUUCGCGACAAGUAUAGUACCAAUGUACAUGUCAGAAAUUGCACCACUUAGGCUAAGAGGUGCAGUUGGAGUAAUAUGUCAACUAGGAAUUACAUGUGGAGUAUUUUUAGGGCAAAUUGCAGGGCUUGAUACAGUUCUAGGAACUGAAAAUUCUUGGCAUUAUAUGCUAGGAGCAUUUGUUCCAUUAUGUAUAUAUGCCUUGGUUUUUACAAGCAUUAUUUUACCAGAAAGUCCUAAAUAUCUAUAUAUAAUCAGGGAACAGAAGCAGAAAGCUUUGGAUGAACUCAGUAGAAUACGUAAAAUGGAUAUAAUGUUACUAGAAGUGGAAAUUUCUAGUCUACAGCAAGAAAUAGAAACAAAAACAACAGCCGAACCUUGGACUAUCAAGCGCAUUUUUAAGGAUCCAAAUCUAAAACUUCCUGUAUUUUUAGUUUGUAUAAUACAAUUCGGUCAACAGAUGAGUGGUAUAAACGUUGUAUUUUACUAUUCUAACUCCAUAUUUAUCAAUGCUGGACUUGGCAUUACUGGGGCACAAUAUGCUACUCUUGGUACUGGCGUGGCUAACAUUGGUAUGGCUCUUGCUUCAGUACCAGUGAUGUCAACUUUGAAUAGGAGAGGUGUCCUACUUACUAGUAUAUAUUUGUGCUUAGGAUGUUUGAUAGUUUUAUGUACUUCCAUUUUAUUAAUUCAUCUGUCAUCGCAUAUGCCAAUAAUAUGUACAAUAGCCGUUCUGGCUUAUGUGAUAUUUUAUGGAAUUGGUCUUGGACCAAUACCAUACUUCAUUGGAUCUGAAUUAUUCGACGUUGGUCCUAGACCAGCAGCUAUGGCACUUGGUAGUGUUUUUAAUUGGGGUGGAAAUUUUAUAGUAGGCAUGACGUUCCCAACAAUAGAAAGUAUUAUGGGGCCAUAUACUUUUUUAAUAUUUGCCGUAUUUCUUUUAUUAUUAGGACAAAUUGUUAGGAUAUACUUACCUGAGACUAGAGGAAAAAAUACGAUGGACAUAGCAGCAUCAAUAAGUCAAGGAUUUAACUCUAGACCAAAUUCCAUCCGUCAUGCUUAAAUUUAAAAACUGAGCCUUGUUGCUAAGACAUCAAAUGGUUGCAUAGUGAGAGCUACACAACUUCCACCGAUUACGGAAGCCAGAAAAGUCAGAAAUAUUGGUUGAUCUGUAAACACCUUAAAAAGAAAUAUGAAAUAUUGUAAUUUUCAUUUAUACUAUUCUGAACGUGA